This is a messenger RNA of Exaiptasia diaphana, 477 nucleotides long. RefSeq lists its product as uncharacterized. The transcript has a single exon. The record is from RefSeq and is a predicted model, not a curated record. Bases 1 to 477 code for a protein of 158 amino acids. NCBI's taxonomy places the organism in Eukaryota, Metazoa, Cnidaria, Anthozoa, Actiniaria, Aiptasiidae.
AUGGGCUUGAGGGUGUAUUGGGAACUGUGUAGGAAGUAUGGAGUGAAGUGUGCUGAUGUUUGGUAUAAGGAAGUACCCGAUGAGGUAAGGGUGUCAGAGGAUGGUCAGGUAGAGAUUUGGUGGGACAGGGGCGUCGAGACAACACAGAAGAUGGAACAUAAUCGUCCGGAUGUUACUGUGUUGAAUCGGGCGGCCCAGGAGUGGACGUUUGUUGAUUUCUCGGUGCCUUGGGACAAGAACGUGGUGUUGAAGGAGGAUGAAAAGGUUGCAAAGUAUGCACCUUUGGCAAAGGAGAUAAGGAAGAUGCACCGGGUAUCAACAAAGGUAGUUCCAUUAGUUGUUGGUUGUCUUGGGGUUGUGUCGAGUAGGUUUGUGGGAUACCUAAAAGUUUUGGGUAUCCCAGAUGUUCUGGGUGGUAUGCAGACGUGUGCAGUGAUUGGGACCACCCUCAUUUUACAAAAGGUGCUUAGCGUCUAA